GGGGAGGCUUUUUUGAAGGCGAACGCUGCGCAGCCGGGCGUGGUGACGACUGCGAGCGGCCUGCAGUAUCGCAUGCUCCAGGUGGGCGAUGGGAGGCAGCACCCGCUGCCAGGCACGAGCUGCUCGUGCCACUACGAGGGAAGGACAGCGCAGGAGCACUCCAAGUUGCCGCCCGGCAAGAAGUUUGACUCUUCCUUUGACCGAGGAGAGCCGGCCAGCUUUGCGCCGAACCAGGUGAUUCGCGGGUGGACCGAGGCGCUGCAGCUCAUGGUGGCGGGCGACAAGUGGGAGCUGUACAUCCCGAGCCAGCUCGGCUACGGCGAGGGCGGCGCCGGCGACGACAUCGGCGCAGGAGACGUGCUCGUGUUUACACUGCAUUUGCUUGGCGUGAAUGGGCCGGGA
Molecule: messenger RNA, 402 nt
Organism: Emiliania huxleyi CCMP1516
Lineage: Eukaryota; Haptophyta; Isochrysidales; Noelaerhabdaceae
Product: FKBP-type peptidyl-prolyl cis-trans isomerase
Exons: 1
Biological process (GO): protein peptidyl-prolyl isomerization
Cellular component (GO): cytoplasm
Molecular function (GO): peptidyl-prolyl cis-trans isomerase activity
Source: RefSeq, a predicted model, not a curated record